Molecule: messenger RNA, 3687 nt
Organism: Aspergillus tanneri
Lineage: Eukaryota; Fungi; Ascomycota; Eurotiomycetes; Eurotiales; Aspergillaceae
Product: HECT-type E3 ubiquitin-protein ligase
Exons: 2
Coding region: 1-3687 (1228 amino acids)
Biological process (GO): ubiquitin-dependent protein catabolic process; protein polyubiquitination
Molecular function (GO): protein binding; ubiquitin protein ligase activity
Source: RefSeq, a predicted model, not a curated record
AUGUUCCAGUCAUUCACGGGAAACUCCCGCCGUCCCCGGCAAGUUAAUCUCGGAGGGCGCAAUACAAACCCUUUCGCCGCAUUUCCCUCCGGACGACAAAACCCCCAUGGUUCGGGCCCGCAGAAUACACUCGCCAUCGCGCAGCAGGAGCGGAUUUUGAGACAGCAGGAGAGAGAGCGCCUAAGCGCGAGUCGAGUUGUACAGCGGACAUGGCGGGGUUAUCGGAGCAGGAAGAUAACACGGGGGGUGUGGCGAGCAGAAUGGGAUGCCACUGAGACGCAGAGGGUGAAUGCGGACCUCUCCUUUGACGAGCUGGCGAAGCGUUCGGAUAGUGGCACGCCUAUCCCGUGUGCGUAUGGAACGGCUGCCGAAUGCUGGUCACAACUACGACUAUUGACUCAGUUCCUGGAGCCGCGGAAUAGCGGGGAUGUAGUCCGUCUUGUGCUCUUCUCGGCGGCUUUUCAGAAAACAUGGCAUGAGGUGCCGACAAUUGCCACCGAGGGAGAAUGGAUGACACCGCUGAAGCGACUUGCUCGCCUGACUCUUCGCGUGCUCUAUUCAGCUACAUCAUCAACAGUGCCAGCAUUUGCCAUACAUCCUCUGCUAAAACUUCUGACAUUCUUAACCGGUUUAAUACCUAAAGAGAUGGCACGGUUUGCUGGGGAAUAUUACGCUGUCAUGACGCAUCUCACGAAGAACAUAGAGGUUCUGUCCGAUAGGUGCAACUUAUCGUCCGCCGAUCUUGUUCAAAGCGUGCUUGCCUUGCUCCAACCGAUUACAUCGGAGACUUUGACUGCGUACGAGUGGUUUGCCAGAAGCUAUCUUACGACCCCUGACCUCCCGACGUAUCUGGUAUCGCUCGACGGCUUGGCGAACAAUAUUAACUAUAAAUUGCUGACGUCGGUUUUGGGACCUUUGCAGUCGCUACUCAGAGAGCGUUCUCCGAGUUCUGAGGAUAUAGAGUGUCGCCUUUGGUUACUUGCUUAUUUCAUUUUCUUUCAUCGGUUCGCCCUGGGAAGUCAUGCCACUCUCCAGGCGCCAGAGCCCGGCUUUGUCAAGGUAGUUUCGGAAUUGUUGAAUUCCGCAGCAGUGCAUAUUUCGCGACGCUUGGACUUUGACGAUAUUUCCGAUCUCGACGAUUCGCCUCAGAGAACCCCAUUACCCCCUUUUAUCAAGGAGCAGCUUGUCAGUCUUGUUAACCAAACUAGCAUUACCGGCCUUCUCUCGCAGCUUCAAUCUACACAUCUGUCGCAGGGUGACCUGGCAGAUGAACAGUCGGACGCGUCGCGAGGGGCUAAGGUUCUUGCCACUUACGCACUGACUCUCCUAAGAGUAUUUCCUCGACGAGGAGACGACAUCCGUAUGUGGCUAUACCUGGGAUCAGCCAGUGCAAGUGACCAAGUGGCAGCUCAUCCAGGCUCCAGAAUACCGGCGAUCAAGUACUUUUGGCAUGCGUCUAGAUCCAGCAGGAUAUUCAGAGUAAUCAGCCACGACUCGACAAAGGUCUUAUCUUUGUUGAAACCGGCCGAGGACAUAAAAGGCUCCAGCGCGUCAACCAUAUCUCAGAGCGCGAGGGACGAAGAGUGGACUAUUAUUCUCCUUUUUUUAGAGCUGUAUACCUUUGUCUUGAAAGUGAUGGACGAUGAAGAGUUCUUUUCGAGCGAGUCGUCGUUUACCGCAUCUUCGAACACACGAGUGUCUUGGACCAAGGAGAGUGCAUUGCCACUAGCUGAUGUCAAAGACAUGACAGUCUUCCUCAAGAACCUUGCGUUCACUUUGUACUGGAAUUCGGCGGAUUUGAACGAGAGUGAGCCAGCUCAGGACACGGGAGGCAUCCGCAGCUACUUCAAUUCUUUGCUUCCCCCUUCGGAUUCUAUCACCAGUGUCAGGGAUCUGGAGAUGAAGAAUAAGGAGAAAGGUCUAGCGGGGGUGACUGGAAUUCCUCUCGAUUAUUUCAAGGGCCUUGUUACAGGCCUUCUGAGAAUGAUCCACGAGCGUGAUUCGAGACGCAAGUUUCUUCCCGAUGGACAUUGGCUGAUGACAAACCGCUUCGACAUGGAAGGCUUCAUACCUGCCGUUGUUGCAGAAGAAGAAAACAGGCAUCAGCUCCAGAAUGACGAGGAUGACGAGGAGCAGGACGUUUUGAUGGACGAUCCUUACAACGAACCUUACUCAGGGCUGAUCGGUACCGGCCGCGCCCAGCAGACUCGCCAAAUCGAAACCCUGAGACGGCGCCAGCUUCAGGCUGCGCGGAGGAAACAGCUCGAGGCAGUAGCCCCUAGACUGGAGAUUCUGAGAAACAUGCCUUUCUUUAUCCCUUUUACGACCAGAGUCCAAGUAUUUCGUGAGUUUAUCCUUAGAGACCAAAUGCGCAGGCGACGGGGGUUCGUUGACCCGGACACCUGGCGCCUGUCUGUAGCUCAAGCGUCGAUGGGGCGUAUGAUCGACGGGCUUCCUGCAGUGCACGAUAUCUUGAGCCGGCAUCAUGCAAAUAUUCGCCGCGAGAGCGUGUUUGAAGACGCCUUCGAGCAGUUUUAUGAGCUAGGCGAGGGCCUGAAGGAGCCGAUCCAGAUUACCUUUAUUGACAAAUUCAACACAGCGGAAGCGGGCAUCGACGGCGGUGGGGUGACAAAGGAAUUCCUCACGAGCGUUACCAACGAGGCGUUCAAGUCCACAAGCGAGCUAACCUUGUUUGAAGAGAACGACCAGCACCUGCUCUAUCCCAACCCAGCUGCUGUUGAGCAACGGAGGGAGCUCUUGCGGCGGGCCGGACUUGUUGAAAACAGUGCAAAAUGGAAUGAUCAGGUCCGCGAUUUACUUCGACGGUAUGAGUUUCUCGGACGGGUCAUUGGAAAGUGUAUGUACGAGGGGAUAUUAGUAGAUGUGAAUUUCGCUCCGUUCUUCCUGUUGAAAUGGGCCUUAACCGGUGGCACGGGCUCGGCACAAAGGGAAACGGCAUACCGCGCAAAUCUUAACGACCUCAAGGAUCUUGACCAGGGACUCUACCAGGGAUUGUUACAAUUGAAAAACUACCCAGGAGAGGUGGAGGACUUCGCUUUGAAUUUUACGGUCAGCGAUACCAUUCCUCUACCCGACUCGACCAGUCGCACGAUCACGCGAGAUUUGAAGACUCAUGGAUCCGAGAUCCCCGUGACGAACCAAAACCGACUGGUGUACAUUUCCUACAUUGCGCGGUACCGCCUGCAGGUGCAGCCAGCUCUACAAACCAAUGCCUUCCUCCAAGGACUGGGACAAGUCAUCCAACCAUCGUGGCUGUCCAUGUUCAACCAGUCGGAGCUGCAGACUCUGGUGAGCGGUGAAUCGGGAGACAUUGACGUGGCGGACCUGCGACGCAACACACUUUAUGGAGGUGUGUACACGAUCGGCGACGAUAAGGAAGAACACCCGACUGUGCAGCUGUUCUGGGAAGUCAUGGAGCAGAUGACGAACGAGGAGCGGCAAAAGGUAUUGCGGUUUGUGACAUCGACCCCCCGAGCGCCGCUGCUGGGAUUUGGUCAUCUCCAUCCCCGGUUUAGCAUCCGGGACUCCAGUGAGGACCAGGAACGACUCCCCAGCACCAGUACUUGCGUGAAUCUACUGAAACUGCCCCGCUACACGAGCGCCACCAUGCUGCGAGAGAAACUCCUCUAUGCCGUUAAUUCUGGAGCGGGAUUUGAUCUAAGCUGA